Messenger RNA from Drosophila yakuba, 6491 nucleotides. It is a transcript of the gene Pde1c, whose product is annotated as calcium/calmodulin-dependent 3',5'-cyclic nucleotide phosphodiesterase 1. Lineage: Eukaryota; Metazoa; Arthropoda; Insecta; Diptera; Drosophilidae. Gene Ontology annotation, biological process: signal transduction. The record is from RefSeq and is a predicted model, not a curated record. Gene Ontology annotation, molecular function: 3',5'-cyclic-AMP phosphodiesterase activity. The transcript is spliced from 10 exons. Bases 462 to 4022 code for a protein of 1186 amino acids.
UUCCGCCACUGCUAUCAACUCCGAAUCCGAAAAAUCCAGUUCCAGUUUAUCCCCAGCAGGCAGCAUGUGCGGACGUAGUGCUGCUCCUGCUCCGCAUUUUCUUAUCGCGUUCGCGUGCUUUCCACCUGAGCAUCUCCAUCCGCCGGCUAAUCGUGUGUUUAUCGCAAGCAGAUCGGAAGCUAGAUCGGAAACUCAGAUAUCGCAGUUAAUUUCCGUGUGAACAACAGUGCUGUUCGGAAAUCCGUUAAGCAAAAGACAUCAUAAAAGUCCAUUGCAAGAGGACAUUGUGAGUUCAAGUGAAUUUCAAUAGUGAAAAAUGAAUAUAAAAUUUAAUUCCAAUACAAAUUCAACUGGCAUGCGUCGACAAGGCAAAUUGUAUCCCACGGUUUCGUAAAAUGCAUUUCGAGUCAUAAAUUAAUUCCACCGAUAUACGUAGAGCGUGCUAAACUACAUCGUUAACAAUGGGCGACACAUUGGACGAGACGCCGCCCACGCGACGCGACAAGCCACAAACAUUGAACAUUGGCCAGGAGGGGCAGGUAUCCGAAUCCGCCUCCACCAACACCGUCGCACCCGUGUCCUCAAUCGCCAUUCCCGUUGGCCGCGUACCGCGCCAUCGAUUGCGUCACGCGGAUCGUGAUCGGGAUCGGGAUCAGAAACGUGAUCACUCCAGCGACGGCCUGGUUUCGAGUGGCGAACUGCGGGACGAGUUCAUGGGCAUCGAUGCCCAGCCGCGUCGCGAGAGUCUGAAUAGCUGCGAGGUGGGCAGUCCGGGAAUGAUGUCCUCCAGUCUCGGCAAGGCGGGACGACUCAACAGUUCCAGGUACCCGUCCGGCGGCACUGGUGCCAUUGGCCUGAGCGUCAUGGGCAACCUGGUGGGCACCACCACCCGCAAGUGCGUCCUCACGCUGGACGGGUACUCCUAUGUCAUAGUUGCCAGCACGCCGGAGAGUUUGCCCAGCAAGCGGGACGAGGCAAGUGGUGGGGCGGGCACCACCGGCGGCACAAGUGGUGCGGCAUCGAGCAGCAGUGGUGCAGCGAGCGGUGCGGCGAGUGGGUCAGUUGGCCCUGCAACCGGAACGGGAUCGGCGUCCGGAGGAGCAGGUGGUGUCAGUACGCCGGCACAGGAAGGCGCCAGUCCCACGGUCUCCGAGCUCAGUGGCAGUGGCAGUGGCCCAAAUGCGACAAUAAAUGGUCAAGUGGCAAGACACGGCUCACUGACGAUUAUCCGACGCACCAACAGCCGCAACUUCAACCAAUUCGACGGCCAACUGGCAUCGCCCUCAACCACCGCCUGCAGCAGCACAGUGCCGGGAAUUGGCUUCGCCCAGACGCCGCUCAGUGAACCACUUGCGGAGCGACUGUGCUACCGUACCGGUGGAUCCAACGGAUCCGCGUCCGCCGGCGACAGCCGAUCCAGCAAUCAGGUCCCAACAAAUUCCGGACCAGCCGCCGCGAAAAUGCAACCAUCAUCGCCGAAUGCCACCAACUAUCUGGCCGAUAAUAUUCAGAUCUCGUCGGCCAAUCUAUCGCAAACCGAAAUGGUCGUGGGUCGCGAUUCGGCCGACUAUACCGCCAUGCAUUCGAUAAACGUGGGCGUCGGCAACAAUUCGUUGCUGCGGGGGGACACCGAUAUUCCGCAGGAGUCGGGACACUCCUUUGAAACGCCCUCGAAUAUAUCGUUCGCCGCCGGGCAAUGGGAUACGGAGAGUUUGCCGCCAGUCGACACGCCAGAUGCUCUUAACAAAGCGGCCGGGAGAAUACGCAGUCUUCUCCGCCGCAUGGAUCAUGAGGCCGUGGCCUACGAGGACAUGCAGCGGAAUCUGCACUACGCGGCUCGUGUGCUCGAGGCCGUCUUCAUAGACGAAUCAAGAAGCCCCACAACAGGUAAAACAAAGUUGGGGCAGAUUGCGUCCUCAUCCGUUGAGAGCGAAGAAGGGGGCUGCAAUGGGAACUGCAAGAACCUGAGCUGCAAUCGCCACAGCCACAGCCACGGACGAGAUGACCAGCAGCAGGACAACAACAACUCGAAUAGCAGCUGCAGCCUGCAGGAGGCGACGCCUGGAGGAGCAGGAGCAGGUGCAGGUGGAGGUGGAGCUGACAACCAGGACAGCAUAGAGAGUCGCACCAAGGGCGUUUCCCAGGCCCCGCAGACGCACAGUGGGCCAACGGGUCCACCACCAACCGCCAACACACCUGCCCCUAAGCUUCAGCCCGCCCUGGAAACCGUGAGGGAAUCGGUGAUGGAGGAGAGUCCUUCGAAGGACCCCGGCGACAAGGGACCUGCACCACCGACCACCACAUCCAGCAGCUCCUCCAGCGCAACCACAGAGCCAAGUGCCAAGGCGGCCGAGAGUCAAGCGGGAAGUGCCGGCAGCAGUGGCAGUUGCAGUAACCCAGCGGCGGUGCACCGGCAACGGCGCCUAAGGACACCCACCUGGGCCAGGUCCAUGUCGACGAACAAAACGCGCCUGGCCGACGAGGACGAUGAGCUGUCGGAGGUGCAGCCGGAUGCAGUGCCGCCGGAGGUGCGCGAGUGGCUGGCCUCGACCUUCACCCGCCAGAUGGCCACCAGCCGGCGCAAGAGCGACGAGAAGCCCAAGUUCCGCUCGGUGGCCCACGCCAUCCGUGCCGGCAUCUUCGUGGACCGCAUGUACCGCCGCGUCUCCAGCUCGGCCCUCACGGCCUUCCCACCGGACGUGGUCAGGCUGCUCAAGAACCUGGACGACUGGACCUUCGACGUGUUCGCCCUCACGGAGGCGGCCAGUGGCCAGGUGGUCAAGUACGUGGCCUACGAGCUGUUCAACCGCUACGGCUCCAUACACAAGUUCAAGAUUGCGCCGGGAAUUCUAGAGGCAUUCCUGCACCGCGUGGAGGAGGGCUACUGCCGCUACCGGAAUCCGUACCACAACAACCUGCACGCCGUGGACGUGAUGCAGACGAUCCACUACUGCCUGUGCAACACGGGUCUGAUGAACUGGCUAACGGACCUGGAGAUCUUCGCCUCGCUGCUGGCCGCCCUGCUGCACGACUACGAGCACACCGGCACCACCAAUAACUUCCACGUGAUGUCCGGCUCGGAGACGGCACUGCUCUACAACGAUCGGGCUGUGCUGGAGAAUCACCAUGCCAGCGCCAGUUUCCGGCUGCUGCGCGAGGAUGAGUACAACAUCCUGUCGCAUUUGUCGCGCGAGGAGUUCCGCGAACUGCGCGGCCUGGUCAUCGAAAUGGUCCUCGGCACCGACAUGACCAAUCACUUCCAGCAGAUGAAGGCCAUGCGCCAGCUGCUGACGCUCCAGGAGGCGACCAUUGACAAGCAGAAGGUGCUCUCCCUGGUGCUCCACUGCUGCGACAUCUCGCAUCCGGCCAAGCAGUGGGGCGUCCAUCAUCGCUGGACGAUGCUGCUGCUGGAGGAGUUCUUCCGCCAGGGCGAUCUCGAGAAGGAACUGGGCCUGCCCUUCAGUCCGCUGUGCGAUCGCAACAACACACUGGUGGCCGAGUCGCAGAUCUGCUUCAUCGACUUCAUCGUGGAGCCCAGCAUGGGCGUCAUGUCCGACAUGCUCGAGCUCAUCCUGGCCCCCAUUGCGCCCAUGAACAAGGCCAAGCCCUCCACUCUGGUGGAGCACGAGCCGACCGCCAACUCCACGACCAACUCGGCCAUCGUGAUACCCAACUCGGGCAUCACGCCCAGCAUGGAGAAGCCACAGAGUCGCACCGAGGCGAAGACCACCGCCGCCGAGUGCCUCGCCCGCAAGAGUCUCACCGGCAGCGCCGCCUCCAAGUUCAACAUACCCAAGCCGUGGCUCAGCUGCCUGGUGGAGAACAAGCGGAUAUGGAAGGAGCAGGCCGUCAAAGAUGCCGAGGCCCGCGCUUUGGCCACCGCAGCGGAAGAAGCUGCAGCCGCAGCAGCAGCAGCAGAAGUGAAGGAGGAGGGCGAGGGGGAAAGCAAGCCGGAAACGGAAGCGGCCGAUGGCGAGCAGAGUGAGUCGGCGGCGGAGCCGGCAGAUGGCGCUGCCGCCUAAGGGGGGCCAUGGCGCCACCUGUCGGCCGGCGGCAAGCUGAAACGGAAACGAAAACGAAAACGGAAUGAAGAGAACACAAGAGGAAACUUUGAUGGUUACACUGAGAGAAGAAGCUGCAAGAAUAUUGUUUACUAAGCUUAGAAUCAGCCUAGAAUAUUAUUGAUAACAAACCGCUUCAAAUGCGCUCUCUAUGUGAAUUGUGGUAGAGUUAGACUAGCGUACAUCAUCUACAUAUACAUAGAUAUAUAGGCUUAGUUGCGGUACACUAAUAUCGAUAUAUAUAUAUAUGUAUAAAUACUGUACACUGUACACUUUGUUGUUGCAAACGGAAAAGCUAAUUGAAAAACAGAAGAAGAAAACCCAUGAAAAUGACCAUGCACAAAUACAAACGAACAGAGGAAAAUAAACGCGUAGAUGUAAAUAGCGAGGAGUUCAACUGGAAUUUGUUGUGAAUUUGUUGGUUCGUUGCGAGCAUUUAUAUUUAGAAUUCAGUUGUACUUGUACUUCGUUAGUUUUAGUCAAAUGUGGAAUUUAUCGUAUGAUUUGUAUAAGUUCGAUGUACGCCAUUUCGUUCUAAUUAAAUACAUAUAUUUUUGUAAUCGUUUGCACCUUUUAUUUUCGACCUUAGUUUUUGGUGUUUUGUGUGUUUUUGUGUGUUUGCAUUUACCAAGCAUUCGAAUUGCUCAAUUUAACGAGUGGUUUUCGUGAGAAGUGGUGACAGACUAGAGGAUCUGUCUAGAUAUUAAGUACCUAACUAAAAGCUAAACCAAAAAAUACCUGACAACUAGCUAUACGACUUGUAUAUACUCUCCUCUCAAACCAACCCCAACCCCUAACAGACUUUUACCUAAAAAAAAGAAACCAAACGAAAGCGAGGAUUUCGAAAACUUUCCACUCUACAAAUGCACAUAGCUACCUAUACGAUGGGAUAUAUAAUAUUUAUUGUUAAGGAUAUAAUAGUCACGUUUCUACAAAACAUAUUUAUUUUUAUACGUGAGCGCGGGACAAAAGUGAGAGGAGAAAGUGAAGGAGAAAGUGGAGGAGAAAGUGAAGGAGGGCUUGAGUCGCAGGAGGUUUUUGAUUUUCUUUCGUUUCGGUUUUUCUUUUCCUUAAUCAACUUGAAAUGUUUUCAAACGUUUUUCAAAAUGUCUGAUAGCGGGACCAUUCUUUUAAGAUUUACCACUGCUCUUUACCAAUUGUGAGCAGAGGGCGAAAAGCGGCGGAAAUGUGGGAAAAUUGAGGUGGAAAACAGUCGAGGGUCAAAGGGCAGUGGUAAAAGUGCUUAGCAGUAAGGUACCAAAUUAUCAGCUGAAAUUGGGAUCAUAGCUUUAUUAAGGUAGUCGAUAAAUGUACGAAAAAUCGUGGUGCAGAUGCAGAUGCAGAUGUGUAUAGCGGAUGUCUACUAGUAGCCAUAUAGCCAUAGCCACAAAUUAAAGACAAACAUUAAUCUACUCCUAGCCCACCCAUUAAUGGGAUAAAUAUAGCGCCAGAAUACCAAACACCGAAUACCGAAUACCGAAUACCUAUUAUGCGGACCGUAAAUAUUAUUGAACAAACAGUGUGUGUUAGUGUAUAUCAAACUCGAACGCUCAAAGCGAUGCGCUUAUACAUCGUAUAUAUCGUAUAUAUCUCUCAAAAAUCUGUACAAAGUCCUGAUUAAAAUAGCGUUAGGCUGCAGACCUUCAAAGGAAACUGAAUAAAAAGUUGUUAUUUAUCUCUGUUGAAAAUGAGAAAGCCAUGAAAAUGAGUAACACUACUAAUCGAUAUAUACAUAUAUGAGGUUUACGAUUCAAUGUUAUUAGCAAAACGUAGUCUAGUAGUAUCAUUAACACACAUAGACAUAUUGCUAUAUUAUAUAGUUCCGGCCGAUGUGGAAACUUGUUAUCGAGAAACUUAGCUGAUGGAACAAUAUGAAAUACACACUUGCAUACGGUAAAUAAGUUGAAAGCAAUCAUUACAUUUAAUAAUAAUAAUAUAAACUACUUAACUAUAAAGCCCCCAAUAAAAAAAUAUGAAAAAUACAUUUUGUGUAAAUACAACUUGCACAGGAUGCAAAAAGAUGUAGUAUACUAGCGAAUGCACUCUAACUAAAGGGAAUAAAGUAGCCAUUCCACACCAAAAACCAAAAACAAAACCCAAAUCGCAUAUUACUGAGAUCUGUAAAUAACUUUGGUUCAUCUGUUCAUUUCUAGCCCAGUUAUUGAUAUAUCGUAUAAGCAAACUAAUUGUGUACUUUACAAGUUUUCUCAAAACAAAAGCCUACUAAUGAAACGUUUUUAAUUUUCCUACUAUGUUAAACUCAACAUAUAAUAUGCAUAAACUAACGGCGAUGGUCUAAAAUUUGCAAACAAAUAUUUGAGAUAAAGGGUAUAUGGCUGAGAUGUAUGCUUAUUACGAAAUACUUUCAAGUAAAUUAUAAUAACACCAUAUGACUUUUAAUAUACUAAUAAAAAUUCUUAUUAAACCUAA